This is a messenger RNA of Acipenser ruthenus (sterlet), 1710 nucleotides long. RefSeq names its product coiled-coil domain-containing protein 82-like. Bases 44 to 1606 code for a protein of 520 amino acids. The transcript is spliced from 8 exons. The record is from RefSeq and is a predicted model, not a curated record. Gene Ontology annotation, cellular component: nucleus. Lineage: Eukaryota; Metazoa; Chordata; Actinopteri; Acipenseriformes; Acipenseridae.
UUUCCGCGUCCGAACAGCAAACGGCUUUUGUUUUUUUGGUACCAUGGACACAAAUUGCUCAAGUGGAACAUCCCAAAUUAGUCCAGAGGAGAUUCCUAGAAAGCGGUAUAGAUCCAACAGCGGACGUUUGGCGUUUGACGUUUGUUUAAAUAAGGAACGAUGCAAUGAAGAGACAGAAGAGAGUUCCCAGGAAGAUAUUAUUCAUACAAAGCGCAAGUCUAGGCAAGUUAUUUAUGACACGGAGGAAAGCAGCUCUGAUAGUGAGUGUGACAGAACCCAGGAAAGUAAUAGUGACCUAUCGGACGGCUGUAAUAGAAUGCAAGAAACAUGUUGUGAGUACAGUUCCAAUACUAAGGAAGAAAACACUUGCAUGAAGAGCUCUGAAGAAGAUAUUAUUCCAAUAAAAUAUAAACGUGUGAAUGUUACGCAUGACACCGAAUCUGACGAUGAAGAACAAUUUGACAAAAUGAAGCAGACCGGCCUGAGAAUGAAUAUAUACGACACUGGUGAGAAAUAUGUUGGAGAGAAGACAGUUAGUUUGGAAAGUGAACUUUCCAAUACAGUUACAACAGAUAACAAUGCUUGUGCAGCUGAAAACAAAAUUAAGACUGAGCAAAACACAAAGGAGACCACUGAUGAAAUUAAUAGCUCUCAGGAGGAUGAAAAAAUGUUUGUGAGGCGUAAACGCUGUAGAAGAUUAACUAUAACAGACAGCGAAUCAAGCAGUUUAGACAAAGAAGAUAUAACUACUACUGCCUUUGAUGGAAAUGACAAUGUUGAUUUCGAUGAUGAUGGUGUUGAAGAACAUAAUGAAAAUCAGGAGAAUAGUGAAGAGAACAGCCAAGAGUCACUGUUUGAGGACGACUUUCUCACUGAUGGAGGCAGCUCUCAAGAGAAUUUACAGCGUGCCGAGGUCCGAGAAUUAUUGUCACAGAAUGGAGUUCCAGUUUACCUUGGCUUUGAAGCUCAUUUUCACAGAGUUGUUCAAGCAUUAAUAACUGACGCAGUUAAAGGCAAUUUCCUUGCACAAGUCUUGUAUGGAAGAGGAAAUAAAGACAAAUCUGCAAAAGAGAUGCUUGCUUCUUUGGAUUACCUUGAUAAAUGUGUCGAGCCACAACUCUGUGCAUUGAGACCAGGAUACAGUUGGCAAACCCAAUACACAAACUAUCUGGAUGCUUAUUCCUGCCUUGAUUUUAAUGAGCAAGGAGCCAUUGAAAUGAAAUGCCAGGCAUGUUCGAAGAACCGUAUGUGCAAAUAUAAAAUAACCUUAUCGGGGUCAGAUUAUGAUAAGAAAACAUUAAAACGGGAUAUAUUUCUGGAUGAUGAACGGGUUGUGCAGGUCGGAUGUCUGUGUGCAGAAAAGACUCGAUUAUACCACCAACUUCGGCAUUUUAAAUACAAUUUACAUCAGGACUGCAUUUCUGUUGUACAGCACUACCCUGCUAAUAAUGAAGCAGAUGACAGAAUAAAACAUAUUCUUGCACAGCUAGAUAAAGGCUGGAUCCAAGAGCAAAGAAACCAGCUUUCAGAUCUGAUUGAGAAUGCAGCUAAUUUCUGGGAAAAGGCACAGAAAAUGAUUGAGGAGAUGCGAUCAGUUUGGGGAUAAUGGUCAAAAAUGUGUGUUAAUCACGCUUGUGCUGAAAAUCUUUUGAUUCUUUGUUUUUGUCAUUAAUUAGGAUAUGCUUAUCCACCACAUUAUAAAACUAUACA